AGUGUUCGAAGUCUCUUUUCUCUCUCUCUCUCUGUCUCUCGCUCGUGUUUGUUUUUGACUUAAGAAGGGAUUGACAGAGUCAUGGCGGGCUGUCUUUAGGGUUUCUUCGCUGAAGUUGCAAGCUUUGAAUGCUUUUGUUGAUCUUUGAAUUAGUUUAAAUCUGCGAAGAGAGACGGUGAUUCUUUCUCCAGAACGUAAAGGUUGUAACCAGUAAGGACUCUACAAUGCGUGCACCAUCACUGCUUGCUCAGUGCCUUCCUGGUCUGGUGCCUCACGACCGUUCAAGUCAUAGCUUCUCUUCAAUUUGGGAAAGGGAUGUGCAUCCACCAUCACCAGCAGUUGAAAUUCUUCCUUCAAAGACGGCUCACCCAUAUAAGUAUGCGGGUGAGAAUGUGGAUUUGCAUGGUCUCAAUCUCUUCAAGGGAAGAGUUAGUGUUGCCGAUAUUAUUGGAUUCACUAGUUCAGAAACUAUAUCUUCAAAGUCUGAAGGGUCAGUAAAAGCAUGGGAUAGUUCUAUUGAUCUUGUUAAUGUUCUCAAGCAUGAAAUUCGUGAUGGACAACUAAGUUUUAGAGGAAAACGGGUUCUGGAGCUUGGCUGUGGCUAUGGGCUUCCAGGGAUUUUUGCUUGCGUAAAGGGUGCAGGUACUGUGCAUUUUCAGGAUCUCAAUGCAGAGACUAUAAGGUGCACAACGAUACCAAAUGUGGUUGCCAAUCUGGAGCAGGCUCGGGACAGGCAGAGCCGACAGCCUGAAAGUCCCCUGACACCAUCAAGGCAAGCAUUGGCUCCUGAGGUCCAUUUUUAUGCUGGGGAUUGGAAAGAACUGCACACAGUCCUGUCAGUUGUGAGGAAGGAAGGGUUUGAAAUGACAGCUGGGAUGAGUGUGAGCUUCUCUGAGGAGGAUUUCUUGGAUGGCUGUAGCAGUCAGGAUGGUAGCAUUGUUGGUCAUGAAUCAUCCUCUAGAAGAUCAAGAAAGCUCUCAGGAAGCAGAGCUUGGGAGAGAGCAAACGAAUCAGACCAAGGAGAUGGUGGGUAUGAUGUUAUCUUGAUGACGGAGGUACCAUACUCAGUGACCUCCUUGAAGAAUCUGUACACGCUCAUGAAGAAGUGCUUAAGACCUCCCUAUGGAGUAGUUUACUUGGCCAUGAAGAGGAAUUAUGUUGGUUUUCAUAGUGGAGCACGACACCUGAGAGGUCUAGUCGAUGAGGAAGGAAUUUUUGGGGCCCAUGUAGUCAAAGAGCUAGCUGACAGAGAGAUUUGGAAGUUCUUUUUCAAGUGAUUGACAAUAAAACCAGGCAAGGACUAGUAAUACUCUGAAAAAUCCCAGAUUCAGAGCUCUAUUGAGCACACUUGUAAAAAUAUCAUAGCUUUAUUUGUUUUCACAAUUUAGUAUAAUAAUUUUGGGAAUCAGAAUUAGUAGGCUGGUUGGUGAGCUUCUAAAUUUGCUUGCCAUGCAUUCUGUAAAUUUGCUCAAUUUUUUCCAUUAUUUUUAGUCACACUGAAACUGUACACUGAAGAAUUUUAGUAAAUUUGAGUUUGAUAUUACUCAGAAAUUUGCUCUC
Messenger RNA from Telopea speciosissima, 1560 nucleotides. RefSeq lists its product as uncharacterized. The record is from RefSeq and is a predicted model, not a curated record. Lineage: Eukaryota; Viridiplantae; Streptophyta; Magnoliopsida; Proteales; Proteaceae. The transcript has 8 exons. The coding region runs from base 225 to 1277 and encodes 350 amino acids.